AGUCAGUCGCUAAGCACAGUUCUUUACAAUUAGCAGUUACAAUACUUAAGACUUAUAUUAUAUUAAGACUUAUAUUAUUAUUUAUUGUAAAUUUCCAUCACCGAUUUUAUACUAAAUAAAUCAAUUCGUAAAAGAGAAGAAAAGUGUGCGGAAUACCAAGCAUCGCUUAGCCCUAUUAUUCCUCAGCUAUCGUUAGCAAGAGAAAACCAAUUCAAGGAUCAGUACCAGAGUCAGGAACACACGAAAGAAGUAUAGACGCGAGGAACGAUAUUCGGAGCCUCUAUCAUCGUUUCAUCGAAUAAAUCAAUUUGGAAGAGUAGAAAUGAUGAAACCGCUGUUAGAAGAGUAUGAUCAAGAAGUGGCCCUUGAUUCAACAGUUGGAACAUCAACUAUAGAAUCGUCCGUCGAAAUAAUCGACAAUCUUACACCUAUUCAAAAGUUUUACGACGAUGAAAGUGUAUUUUUAACUGGCGGAACUUGAUUCAUGGGAAAAUUAUUAAUCGAGAAAUUGUUAAGAGGAUGUCCUGGCAUCAGAUGCAUUUAUAUUUUGAUACGUUCGAAAAAAGGGAAAAAUGUUCUUGAACGCUUGGAUGAAUUUAUGGAAGAUUCGUUAUUUUCCAAGUUGAGGAAGGUAGAACCAAAUUUCCGAAAACGAAUAGUCGCGAUCAAGGGAGAUUAUAGCUUGCCAAAUCUCGGUAUUUCCAAAAUUGAUAGAGCUACACUCAUACGCGAAGUAUCAAUUGUUUUCAAUGUCGCCGCGACCGUGAGAUUCGAUGAAGCAAUGAAAGCGGCGGUAGCUAUUAACGUCCGAAGUCUAAGGGAUUUGAUAAAUUUGUCCAAAGAAAUGCCGAAUUUGAAGAGUUUCGUCCACGUAUCCACGGCUUAUGCCAACUGCCUUUACAAUCAAAUCGAGGAAAAGAUUUAUGAUCCACCGAUAGAUGUUGACAAAUUACUUAACGAUAUUACACCGCAUUUACUUGGAAGAUGGCCAAAUUGUUAUGUGUAUACGAAAUCACUUGCUGAGAAUGUGGUAAAAAAGCAUGCUGACUCUAUACCGAUUGGAAUAUUUUGUCCUGGAAUUGUGAUAUCCACGUAUCGAGAACCUAUUCAAGGAUGGGUAGAUAAUAUGUACGGACCUAUAGGAAUUACAGCAAAUGUUUUAAUGGGAAUAAUGCGAAUUCAUCAUUGCGAUGUAUCGAUGAAAGUGAACUUGUUCCCGGAGAUCUGACGAUUAAUGGAUUAAUUCCUAGUGCCUGGGCAUUGCUAAUAAUCUAAGAUCCGAUGAUAUUCCCAUUUACAAUUACAUAUCUGAAGAUAAUGUAAUCACUUACAACAGACUGAAGAAAAUAUUAUUUAAAUACGGACAAUUAAUGCCGUUUAAGGAA
Molecule: messenger RNA, 1385 nt
Organism: Vespa mandarinia (Asian giant hornet)
Lineage: Eukaryota; Metazoa; Arthropoda; Insecta; Hymenoptera; Vespidae
Product: fatty acyl-CoA reductase wat-like
Source: RefSeq, a predicted model, not a curated record